Messenger RNA from Notodromas monacha, 369 nucleotides. The record is from the annotation of a GenBank genome assembly. NCBI's taxonomy places the organism in Eukaryota, Metazoa, Arthropoda, Ostracoda, Podocopida, Cyprididae.
CUACCAUUACUUGAAAUCGACGUGGGAUGUGAGGUGGAAGACGUUGCUUGGGCACCAUACAGCAGCACGGUGAUUGCGGUGGUUACUGGUAAUGGAGAUGUUUUGGUGUUCGAUCUGGCCGAAGACAGAUUUUCGCCUAUUUGUGUGCAAAAGGUGACGAAAUGGAAACGAAGUCGGUGCACGACCAUAGCUUUCAAUCCGGUGGAUCCCAUCGUUUCUGUGGGUGACAACAGGGGCACUGUCGUGAUACUGAAGCUGUCUCCCAACCUCCGGAAGAAGCCCAAGCCAGUGAAAAAUAUGGGUGGAGUGGAUGAUAACCAGGGUCCACCGGAAGAGCGGAAGCUUCGCGCACUCUUGGCUAUGUUGUAA